AGAAAUUCGCCUGCGGGAAAGUGUGACUCUGCUCUCUUCUGUAAACUGUUCUUGAUUAAUAUAUCAUUUAUCAAGUACGUAGAAGUACGCUGUUCAUCCUCUGUUCACCCGUGGUUUUGAGUUUCGCCUACCACGUAAGUUAGGCAAGAAUGACAGCAGUGAAGAUGAUAAUUCAGACCACCACGACUCGCUUCAUCGAAACAUAACUGAGGAGAUGGAGGCUAACGGCCUGGUUGAUGUGUGGGGAUCGAUUCCGAAAGCGGUAGUAGGUCGCCUCUGUUCUUCCCUGCUUUUGGUUUCAGUCACGUUUCAACAUCAUAUUUUUUCAUCUGCCCAAGAUAAAAUCACUGCUGAUGGGACGAUUCGGGCAACGCCGACAGCUCCCCGUCACCCUGUUUCGUUGGUGCAGCAGUGGUGUACUUCGGCUGAUGCGGUGCCUGUUCAUUUGGCGUGGGCCUCCCAGCAUGCGGGCAGAUUUUUCCUCGCGGACGAAAAACAAGGCGCGAUCGAACACAUGGGAGUCUUUCAAGAACGUGACAUAUGUCCACAAGAUUUGUAUAGCGACGGAGGAGGUAAUACCUGGUCCCCUGAAGACGAGAACAGUAGCACUAAAAAUGUGGCGACUUGCUGCCAGAACAGCACUGACCUGAGGCUGGCUCACGAAGAACUGGUUCACAAGUGGCAAUUUAUCAACCGUAAUUUCAACGACCGGCUCGACAGCCACGCGCAGUUUUUGGCGCAAACCGGGCAUCUAUCGGAUGAGUACUGCGCGACGCAUCUCAUCAAAAGUCGCAUCCAGUCCUUCCAAAUGACCAACAAGCUACAAGAGCAGUGGGCUGCUCUCUUGCUCGCCACGGAGAGUUUUGUCCUGUGCGCGACGUGCUUCCCCCCAAUAUCCGACAGCGCCACCGGACUCGGGCCUGCGUCUGAUAUGGGCACAAUGAAGCCGGCGAAGGAUGAAGAUCAAGACGACCCUACAUCAGGGCGCACUGGGGGCAGUUCAACUGCUGCCGAAAUAGUAGAGAAGGAGCACCACCACCACGACAACAAGUAUUCAGGUGCAGUAGGGGCGGAUCCAAAGCAGCGCAUCACUUCCGAAUCCAGCACAGAGGCACAUUUAGAUCCGCGACAUAAUCGGGAAAAGAAGCUUUUGGAGCACUGGAAACGAGCAAGCGAAGACGCGGAGGAAGUUUGGCGCCGACAAAUGAUGACAGAUGCGGUCAUUUUGGAGCAGGAUGAUCAAUGCCGGUUUGCCUAUGUCGAGGAGCUGCAGCGGGGGCGCAUUUUUGAGUCCAAGCAUCUCCUCCCUCACGUUCUGAACUACCCACAAGGCAGAACCGCUGUAGUCGAGGGGCAACACCAACAUGAGCGGGCGGCAGGCGAGGACGCGUUAAACGACACAAAGAUGGAUCGGAAAACAAGCGCCAAGGCUGACCACCACAUGCUGAACCAGGAUGAUAAUCUGGACACGAGGAAGAGAUAUCAUAGUGAUGAAGGUGAAGCUGGGGCCCACCACCAGGUGGUGGACUUGACUUAUGGGCACCUGUAUGCGAACGCUUUUAAGCCAUGGGUGGACGCCACAAUGUCGCUGAUCUUGGAGGUCGGAAACUUGUUGCUGCACCAGACGGAAACCUUGCUACUGCUGCUGUACCACCUGCAGAAGGGGGAGGGGCCAGAGCAGUCCUGGGCCCACGCCCUCCUCAUUGUGCCACCGCAGACUCGUGCGGAUCUGAAAGCGCUCUUCGUACAGCGGCAGCAGGUGCUGGACGCGGAGGUGCCUCUCUGCCGGGUUCUGCGGGACUACGACCGCGCCAUUGUGCAGGGUGUUCCUGGCGGCGACCAGAGUCUCUUAGCCUCCCUCAACCGAGCUAUGCAGAUGAGCAUCGGCUAUCAUGCAACGGCAGCAGCGGACAGAGCAGUUGCUGCAGCAGCAGCAGCUGCUGCCGUGUCAGAAGAUAACGGGAACAACGGGGACGAUGUUGUAGAUUCUGCAUCACUCCUUCUGCGUGAGCAAGAAAAUCUGGGAGCACAGAUCCAAAGCGCUAUGGGCGACGUCGGACGUGUUGUAACCUUACUCGAAAACAUUUUGCCAUGGGAGCCUCCGUGUUUCCUGCGCUGGCCCCGUCCCAUCGAGGAUAUGGAAGGAGCGUCAGGUUCGCAAUUCACUAAGUUGAAAUACUUCGGGAUGCACAAAAAUAAAACGCAGAGCACAACGGCCAGGUGCCUGUAUUGGGGAGCAGGCAAAUGAGGCCUAUGCAUGGUAAAUAGAUUGGUCGGAUUUGGGAAUAGAGCUGCGAAGGAGCAUGACAAAAGCACCUCUACUCCACGCCCAAAGUCAAAGCAGCGCGACAAAUUAUUGGAUCUCGGCUCUACUGCUACGUCGAAAAGCCGCCACGCGCCACGGCUUAGGAAUUCUUGGUGUUGAUUGUAUGCAUUGCAAAGCCAAAGAGUUUCAACUUUGUCGAAUUGACGUUUGGCGCUACCGUUAUAGAGAGCGGGACCCAAGUAGCACAAGGCGACGCGACAGGAGCCACAUCCGUGGAUAUGCCCACCGCAACAGAAAGAACUAUUACGAUAACCACAACAAGAAGUGGACACGAGACGAACAGUUUCGGGCAUCGGCAAGCUGCAGAAAGAAAAUCUUUUUUGAUGGUUGCAAUACCCGACGGUGCAGAUGAAGCUCUGGUAAGAGCGCACGCACAGGCAUGGGAGGAAUUUUUGAGUGAGUAUGUUGUUGCUGAUGGAGCUGCGGCCGAGACCGCUAUGGCCACGGAUAUCACAAGAAAAAGUGUAGACGUAGACGGUUUUUCAAUUUUUCGAAAAAAAAAUUUUUACGCGCCCUGUAGGAAUUUUGAAUGGGUGUAAAUCAAGUAGGUCAUGAUCUUAGCUUCCGUGGGACUCCAAUGUAGCUGCAUUGAAUUUAGAUAACUAGUGCGAAAGGGCGCCAGCGACGGAAGGCAAAUUGUGCAGCUUGGCCCUGUUUCGCCUCCACGUCGGUGCCGCCUCCUGGACCCGGUCGCAACGUUGAAAAACGUUGCAUGAGUAGGGGACCCGGAAAAGGCGAUCGCAUCGUGCAAACUGCCGCGUUUCCUCUGCGUCCUCCCCCUCUUCCGACUCCGCCACCGCGACCCAGACGCUCGCCACUCGGUCAAAAAGUGGCCCUGACCAACAAAAAACCCCAGAAAAACCGUCUACGUCGCAUCUAGACUGCGUGCUAUGGUCGAUUCAGGAGCUCCAAAAGGGUCGCCAGUCCCGGGGCCCCGUUUUGGAAGGGCUGAGUCGACCAUAGCAUGCAGUCUAGAUGCGACGUAGACGGUUUUUCAGGGUCUCCCCGAGACCGGCAGAAAAAAGUGCUCAUCUGGCACCAUUUUGAGCUCAAAAAAGCCACGUCUGCAAAAAACCGUCUACAUCGCCUCCAGACUGCCUGCUAUGGUCGAUUCGGCCCUUCCAAAACGGGGUCCCGGGACUGGCGACCCUUUUGGAGCCCCUGAAUCGACCAUAGCACUCAGUCUAGACGCGACGUAGACGGUUUUUCUGGGGUUUUUAGUUGGUCAGGGCCACUUUUUGACCGUCUACAUGGACCAUGCCAUGCAGUCUCGAGUCGAUGUAGACGGUUUUUGAGGUACCUUGGAAAUUUGGCCUUGGAGGCAGGCAAAAUUUCCAAUCUCCCGCGAAUUUCCGAACUCCGGUUUUUUUGUUCAAAAUGGUGAGCAGAUAAGUCGCAAAAUUUGAACAGCAGACGAAUUCCCUAGAGACAAUCAACACAGUUCGCCAGGGCUUCUGCGAGGGUUUCGCGAGCCGUGAGCAGGCGCAUCGCUUCACUGUCAAUCAGCUUCGCCUCCGCCAACUGGGUUAGCGCCUUAUUUGCGGCGGCCCAGCCCUCUCGCAGGGAAACCCUGCUGACGUUCCCGCCGGAGAAUCGCCUGACUCUCAGCCGGAAAGUUGCAGACUCCACCCAGCCGGCCUGUUUCUGGGGCGUUACAACCCCGGGCCAGGAACAUUGGUUGUCCAGACAGGUCUUCUCGAGCGGCACUUGAUGGAUCGGCAGGACGGCGCCCAGACCUUUUGCACUAGCUAGCGCAAAUGAAUUAAGCUACAAAGGAGUCCCGCAAUAGCUAGCCAUGUGAGCACGUGUUUUUAUGGCAUUCGUAAUAUCCUCUAGGGUGCUCACAAAAUUUUUUUGUUGCAUUUUCUUAAAACCGUCUACGUCUACACUUUUUCCUGUGAUAACGGACAGAGACGCUUCAGACUCGUCGGGAAGAGUCGCCGAAAAACAGCUUCCUCCGAAUAGGAAUAUGCAACUGAUUGUGGUGUCAAGGAGCAGCAACCUCGCGGCGCUAUGGCCGACAUGUCAGCACUUUCGAGGGUGUGUCUUAUUGUGGCGGCGGUUCUUCCUUUACACGCCCUGUGAGCUUAUGUCGCGGUUUGCGGAGCCAGACCAGUUUCAAACUGUAUAUCGUGUGCCAGAACUCGGACUCGAAAGUGUAGACCUACCGAAGGAACAUCCUCAGCGAAGAGCGGAAAUCGAUGCGACUAUUCAGGAUUUUCGGCAGGUGCUUGUUGAAGAGGUAUCGCGCAAUCGGUCCGCAGAUAAAAAAUCCUCACUUACACCUUUGGAGAUGCCCACGACACACUCUUGCGAUUCCUUCUCCAGUGCCGCGAUGACAGAGGUCCUGGCUAUGCGACCACCGGCCCGCGAGAUCACAGUUACACGCAGCGUCAGCAGUUCAGGGCAAAUGGGAGUUCUUGUAGAAGAAAACAAGAGGUCCGACCUGCGGAUGCAAGAGAUCAACAAAAUAUCAGGGCUGCAGGAACAGGAGGGGGUUUUGUCGUCUCACCAUCAUCCUCAGCAGGGUCAAGCUGACUACCCAUCGCUCCAAUCAUCAACCACGUGGCGACACUACAACUUGCGGCAUUGGCAGCAGGUGGAGAGCAGGGGCGACGACACGCGAGGAGAAUCGGGCGCAUUGGAAAAGGACAAUGUCCUGCUGCAAUUCAUCAAGCAAAACCAGAAAAGUGAACGAGUUCUCGUGUAUCGGUGUGCCUCCAUCGGGUUCUGUGGAGGACAUGGUGAUCGUCUUCACGGGAUAUUGGGCCUCUUUAUGCUCGCACUCGUGACGAACCGCGCGUUCUACAUCGAUUCGCCCCGUCCGCUGCCGAUUGGUCUCCUAUUAGAGCCAACGGGUCUAGUGGACUGGCGCCUCCGUGGGUCGGUCGGCCUUCCCGGCCUGCACGCCAAUCGUAAUGACAAACUCGAGGAAGCCAUUGCGGACGUUCGCGACUCCCCCGAGAAGCACUGGGUUCUGCACAGCAACCAGCGCAUUACCAUGCCCUGUCUGCAGUCGGACUUGGCCCGAAAAAACCUGCCGUCGAAAGUGCGCGAGAUUCUGCUCAGCACUCCCUUCCUGCACGCACAUCUCUUUGAGGUUCUAUUCCAGCCAACAAAUUUGCUCUCAAACCGCAUCGCCAUCUGGUUCAACUACGUCCGAGACGGCCCAAUUUACACGAAAUCUAGAAGUAGCACCAGCCCCGAAAAUCAACAUCUGAGUCCUGGCGUCGCACAGCUCAAACUGCCCAGAGCUGACAAUGUUGAAGUAUCUCUAGAGAAGUCUGGUGCGGUAUCAGCUUCCGAGUUGCCGAACAACAACAGCACGGAGAAAGGCAUUUUUACCAGCAACAUAACAAAAACAGUUUCAGCAUCUUCAUCUUCUUCGUCUCACAGCGCCGAGCGUGUUGAUUACUACCAGCAUCAGGUGCACAGCUUGAUCGGGAUACAUUUUCGCGCGGGCAAUGCGUCUUCGGACCGGUGGCGCGACCCGCAGCGCCACCAACGCGAAGAACUUGCGGAAUUUCUGGCUUGCGCAUCGCAGGUCGAGAGCGAUCUGCGCUUGGACCCGCGGACUACGCGUUUCUUUCUGGCUGCGGACGCAGAGACAGAAGACUGGCCGGAACUCGCUGACUGGUACGAAAGUGGCAAACUGAUCGGCCCAAGCUUUCACGACCCCGUGACACGGCAAAGAUUCAGCAACGCAGUCGUACAUUUGGACCGAAGCUCGCUCGCUCUGCUGGCGGUGGGUAUGGCAGAGGUGUGGGCGCAGUGGUAUGCCCUAGGGUUUUUCACGGAGGCACUUGUCCUUUCUGCUUCUGGAUUUGGUGCGACCGCAGCGGAAAUCGGGCGGCAGACGCACACAUGGUUUGGAAAAGGCUGCAUUCGUGCGGACAUGAGCGCGACUUAGCCCCUUGAUUUUGAUUAUUAAUUUCUGGAUAUGAUAAUGAUAGAAGUGAUACAUCAAAUCCAAAGGGGUGGACGACAAACUGCUGGCACAUUGGAAUUGCAACUGGAUCAUCAAUCUGAGACUGUCGUUAUUAGUGAAGCUGCAGGCGCUGUGCAGACAUAGAUGAAACCUCCCAAACUGACAGCGACGAAGAAAUGAAGUUGCAAAAAUCGUCGU
Molecule: messenger RNA, 6452 nt
Organism: Amoebophrya sp. A120
Lineage: Eukaryota; Dinophyceae; Syndiniales; Amoebophryaceae
Source: the annotation of a GenBank genome assembly